AUCGUAGGAAGACGCUCUUGUGCACAUUGCGGUCAGGUAGACUAGUGCGUUGUUCCAAGCAUCGUCCUUGGUGGAUUUCGCCCUCGCGAGCGCGACGCGAAUUUGCACCGUCCGUCGUCUGUCGAAUCGUUUCGCCAGAGCGCUCGUUGCGUUUUCGCGAAUGGACGCGACGAACGUUUUCGCCACGUUCGCCUACUCGCUCCGCCCGCGAACCAGAGCAGGCGCGGUAGCUUCCGCGCGCGCGGCAUCUGCGGCGGCUUCUGCAGCGGCUUCUGCGGCGGAUUUUGCGGUGGCUGCAGCAGCAAGAAAGUUAGCCACAGAUGGAGUGAGAAGACGCGGAAGGAACGACGGUGCAAUAAAAUUUGAAGCUGAAGGAAAAGAGAUAUGGUUAGCAGAACAAAGCGUGGCAGCGACAGCUGUGGCAGCGGCAGCAGCAGCAGGAGGAGGAGGAGUAGCAGGAGCUGGAACAGCGGUGGAUGUGACGGCCGCGAUGCCUCCAUCGGGGAGAUCCAACGGCGCUGCGGCUGCGGCCGUGGCUGCGGCCGUGGCUGCGGCCGUGGCUGCGGCCGUGGCUGCGGCAGGCACCGAGGGGGAAGGGCGCAACUGGAGGGGGAAGAGACGGCGCAUUGGGGGCGAGGGGAGGGCGGGGAGUGAGAGAAGAAACGGGCGGAGGAACGGGAACGAAGCAGCAGCAGCAGCAGCAGCAGCAGCAGCAGCAGCAGGCGACGAGCAUACCGGGGAGAAGGAAGAGCAAGAACAGGAGCAGGAGGGAGAAUUUGUGGCGGAGAGACGGCUUGCGAAGCUGGAGAGGUGUGGUGGUGUUGGAGAAGCAGCAGAGCAGAACCACCACGCUGAGGGCUCGUCCCCUUGCCGCCCUCCUCCCUCGUCGUCCUCCUCCUCCCCCUCCCCUUCCGCGGCUACUACAUCUCUCCCCAUUCCUCCCUCCACUCCUACCCCACUCGCCUCCUCCCUCUCCUGCUCGCUCCCCCAUCCCCUCCCCUCUCCCCUCCUUUCUUCCCUCCCUUCCGCCUCUCCCCUCGCGGCCGCUCUUCCCGCGACCGACUACCAGCACCUGCCCCCGUCCUUCUGCUGCCGGCCAGCAGCGGAGCUGGCGCCGCUGCUGCUGGGGAAGCUGCUGAGGCGAGACGACGUGGUGCUGCGCAUCACAGAGGUGGAAGCGUACACAGCCGGGGACACGGCAUGCCAUGCCCGCUUCGGAUGCACUCCACGCACAGCCCCUCUGUUCGGCCCCCCCGGGCGGGCCUACGUGUAUCUGUGCUACGGGCUACACCACAUGCUCAACAUCACUGCAGACCGGGACGGCACCGCUGCUGCCUGCCUCGUGCGCGCUUGUGAAGCCGUGGCAGGCAUCCCCACCAUCAGGGAGAGGCGUGCAAACCAGCCCCUGACCCCAGCUCUGUUGGCUGGCCCGGGAAAGGUGGCAGCAGCACUGGCCCUCACCACCCAGUGGUCGCACCAUGCCCUACAUGAACCCGGAGGGUUGGAGCUCUUAGAUGCGCCACCUGUAACGUCCGUAUUGGUCGGGCCUAGAGUGGGCAUCGACUAUGCUGACCCCGGCGACGUGGCACUCAUGUGGCGCUUUGUCAGCAGCGGCACAGCAUGUGUCAGCAGCCCAAAGAGAGGGCUCCAGUCGCUGAUUGGCUGGCAGGGGGGUGGAGAGCUGGGGAGCCGGAGUGCGCGUGAAAGCUUGGAGGACUAGCAGGCAAUUUCCCGUGCAUGAAGGUGGGCAGAAAAGGGAGAGUAUGCGAUGCUUGUAGUCUGCCUGUGAAAAUAAGAGAUCGCUCCAAAAGCGACAUGGGUGUUUGGUCUAGUGGCAUGAUUCUCGCUUAGGGUGCGAGAGGUCCCGAGUUCAAUUCUCGGAACACCCCUUUUGUUGACUGUGUGUAUAAAAAUCUGAACCUGGA
Closterium sp. NIES-67 is the source of this 1925-nucleotide messenger RNA. Lineage: Eukaryota; Viridiplantae; Streptophyta; Zygnematophyceae; Desmidiales; Closteriaceae. The record is from the annotation of a GenBank genome assembly.